Molecule: messenger RNA, 7646 nt
Organism: Hippocampus zosterae (dwarf seahorse)
Lineage: Eukaryota; Metazoa; Chordata; Actinopteri; Syngnathiformes; Syngnathidae
Product: interphotoreceptor matrix proteoglycan 2-like
Exons: 20
Coding region: 320-5413 (1697 amino acids)
Biological process (GO): visual perception
Molecular function (GO): heparin binding; hyaluronic acid binding
Source: RefSeq, a predicted model, not a curated record
AAUAACGUCCACUUGUUGCAUUAGUUGUUGAUAUUUUGAGAACUGUAAUUAAAAUAAAGAAAAGAUGGACUCUGGAGGCAUUUAACCACUGGGUUAUUUGACACAUCGAAGAAGCCGGGUCAAGUAAAUAACGUCUGCCCGUUAACGCUCAUCCAGCCCGACAGCUUAACAAAUAGGAUUAGAGCUUCCAUCUGCUCACCUGAGACGAAGCCACCCGGCGAGCUGCGUCCCUCCGCCGCCUCACCAAACCACGUCUGGACAAGGGCGAGCGACGUUUACACAUGAGCUGAGGACGUGAGCGGCGGCCUUGGCUUCGAUUAUGGCGGGAAAGCAUCGCGGCUUGUGGUUAUGGGCGUUGGGGCUGCUCCUUCUGUCUGGCUGCGUCAACAUGGACACAGGUCAGUUUCUCGCCGCGAAAAAGCCUCGUCGCUCACCCUGUCGUGGGUCACUUUGUGCUUCCUCGCCGCUCUCAGGCGACGAGACGGAGGAUUCAUCUGAAGACCUGCGGCUUCUGUUACGGCAUCACGGAUCCAUGCCCCGUAGGAAAAGGAACCUUCUGUUUCCCAGCGGAGUCAAAUUUUGCAGUCAGGAGACGCUCGACCAAGCCGUCUCCAACCACCUCAACUACUUUCACCUCAGAGUGUGCCAGGAGACGAUCUGGGAGGCCUUCAAGAUAUUUUGGGACCACCUGCCGGAACGUGACCAGUAUCGGGACUGGGUGGGCCGUUGCAUGGAUGGCUCCAUUAGCAUCAAGGAGAUUGGGAGGUUCUUCAGUCAAUCGGAGGAGCACCUGCGCCUCAUUCGCAGCAGAGUUGGCAUGGCGGCGCCCAUAAGCAGUGUUCCAAUCAGCUCAGGCCUACCUCUGUGCAGUUCUGGAAGUUUGUCCGGCAUUCCAGUUGGAGGACUUUUGACCAGCGCCCAGCCAGAAACCCCUGGCCAAAAGGCCCCGACUUGGAAACCUUCAGCCUCUGCACACGAAGAAGUCCUUGAAGAGGGAUUAACAAAGACUCCCGUGGAGUCGACCUUUGACUCUGUUGUUGUCGGCUGCGGUUCCAAUGUCAAAAGCCACUCUGACAAGACCGCAAAAGAUCCUACUGAUGCUAUUGUCGAGCUAAUCUCUAAGCCGACCGUCCAGGCCCCACAAGACUACAGUCGUCCAGGGGUCACCGCUUUCACCGAGGAACGUCUUCCAGAUCUGUUUCUAUCAGACGUGCUGACUGAAGAAACACAAUUGGAAAAAGAGAAAACCGGUUCGACGAAAGAUCCACUCGAAAUUGCCGAGGAUGCCACAAGUGAGGAAGAGCCGACGGUGGCUCCUAAAGAGUCUGUCAAAUUAGUCGAUGAGGCACGAGAGGAAAGCCUUGUUGAAGCUACUGAAAAGCCAGCCGAUGCGCCCGUUCUACCUGCAGAGGUUAUCACGGAAACGCUGGAAGAAGAACAUCUGGCACGUGAUAUCAACCUUGGGGAGGAAACAGAUCCUUCAGGAGCAAAAUCUGUGGGAGGUGAAACUGGACCUGGAGUAGCUGGCACAGACCAUGCGCAUCUUGACUUCACAUCUGCAGAGAAGACACCCGAGCCCGGGGCUGAAACUUUGGAGGAAAUGGAUGACAGGAUACACAUAACAGAAGAAUCCACAUCAAAAAGUUCCGAACCUGAAGAUCCGGUCAAGGCAAUCGAAGCGAACAUUGGCGAGGCACAUGCUGAGUCUGAUGAUGACGUAAGUCCGGUUAUUUCUGUGGAUAGUUCAGAGAAAUUACUGCCAGACACUAAAUCGGAGUUGCCGGAAGUUAUAGAAGAAUCUCCGGAAGACUCGGAAUUGGGUCGUCCUUCGGAAAUGACCACGCGGAGUUCUGCCGUCGAAGUUGAUCAGGCGGAAAAAAUAGAAAUAGUUCAUGAAGUUGAGGAGGAGCUUGCAGGUAAAGAUCUCGGCCCACCUGUCUCCUCUGAGGAUGACGACUCCCCGGGAAGUGUCCGGUCCAGUCCUGCGGAGGUUCCUCCCGACGCAGUCCAGCUCAUCUUGACAACGGCGGAAGAAGGAAUACGCACAGUGGCACCCGUCCACGAAACGGUCGUUAGAUCCACUGCGGAAAGUGACGCCGUGGUUGAGGCUACCCCGAGCGGCUACGUGCCAGCCACCGCGACGUACAUCGUGGAAUACAACAACGGCAAUUUCCCAGAUUCCACAGAGAGCCCCCUGAAGGCCGAUGACAACUCGCUACGUUUCCCUUUUGAGGAUCAGGAGAACUCGCUUCAUAAUGAAAUUGACAACUUCCUGAGGCCUCCGAAGGACCAGAUGGUGGAGCUGAGCAUGACACUGAGGGAAGAAUCAUAUACCGGAGCUCUGAGAGUCCCGAGCAGUGUCCACUACCAGCAACUGGUUCGACACUUUAUCCGCAGGGUCAGAGACGCCUUUGAGAAGCUGCCAGGCUUCAAGAACGCCUUUGUCAUCGAAUUCAGACCUCAAAAGGACUUGGAACGGGGUCUGGUGGUUCAUGUCCACUACGCCAUCACUUUGGCGGCCAGUGGUGAGGGCAUCUCCAACGCCACGAUGGAUUUCAUCAGGCAGCAGAACAACCUGGUGGAGAAGAGUUACCCCGCGGCUGCCGAGGAGCCAACCGUGGUUUACACCAUCACAGACUUCCGCAACUACAUCACGGAAGCUCUUCGCAAAGACAACGUGCUGACCAACAGCAGUCUGGGGACCCGCUCGGAUCCGCUGCCGCUAGAGAACGCUGGAAAUGUGUUAUCUCCGGGGGACCCGACAAGUCGACCGGCCGACCUCUACGACAACAUGGAUAACGUCCUCGCUGCGGAGAGACCACCCGACGCGCCGAGUCACGAGAUGGAGACCGCGGACGGUUUUCUGAAGAAAGACGACUUCCUUUUCGAGUCGUGGAAAGGCACAAGGGGCGAAGCGGUGAGCGAGAAUGACGUCCUCACCGUGGAUGAAAGUACGACGUUUCCACCGAGCCCUGAGGGGAUACCAAGUCUGCUGCCAAACGGACAAGACUCUGAUGAAAAUAUCCAAAAGGAGGGUUUUCUCAUGAACAAUGAAGGAAACAAACCCUACCAAGAGGACCGCCAAGCUUCCAAAGCUCCACCUUCUCAGAAAGGACUUGAAGUCGCAAUGGACAUUGGAUCCGGCUCCGGUUUCUCGGGAGACGGGCGGGAGGGAGUUCUUCAGUCUUGGGAACUUGAAGCAAGCUUUUAUGGUGAAAGCCAUCUCGAGGUCCUCCCGCCACCGGAUCUGGAAGAGACCGAUGAAGAUGAUGGAAUCCAGGAAGUAGGUGAAACUCUCGAUCUAGCCAGCAAAGAGGAUGGCGUCAUGGGUUCCCAGUCUACCCCACUUACACCUUUGCGCACACUUCCUCCGUUUGAGAACCCCUUCUUGGAUCAGGUUUUAUUUACACCGCACAUCAGCACGGACCCCCGCUUGGCUACCAGCGGUCCGCCCGUAUUUUCACCGAAAGGCACGUUGACGGUUGAGUUGUCGAUGCAAACGGUGGAAGCAUCCGGCCUCGAUGAAGAGCCUCAGAUGACGCCGCGGGAUCAAUACAAUUUGGUGGCACUCACGGGCGCACCUCAUUUGCAGACCCGGUCUAACGAGCACCCUAGUUUUGCGCCCGAAGUGGCAGUGACAAGCAAAACCACAAGCAAAAUCACCGACGCCGCAGCGGCGAUUACGUCUGAAGACCCCAACCAGACCGCACGAGGGCCAAUGGUUGAAGAAGUAAUCACAAUUGCGGUUGAAGAAUCGGACUUGGAUGGUCUACCCGCUCAAACGCCUCGUGAGGAAAUCUUACCCGAAGAACCGCCACUUUCAAAAACCCACCGCGAGGAGCUGGAAGUGUUUGAGGAGCAACAUAUCCCGUUCUCUCCACCGACGCCAGUGGUCGUUACCCUGGACGAAGACCUGGCCCUGGAUGAAAUCUUAGUUGUCACAAAGACCGCUGCUACCGCCCCACCUCCUGUUAUCACUUCAUCCCCCGUCGGUUCAGACCCCAACCCCAUCGCCCUUUCCCCUGAGAAGGAUUCCCCCUUCACUCGGGUGUCGGAUUCAGCCCCCGAAGACGACGACUCACUUCAUCACGAAGACCACGGUCUCUUUGGCACGGUGUCUUCAGAACUCAAUGAAAACCCCCCGGACUUUGAAAUCCUUAAAACGGAGACUUCGAUGCCUCCGGCGAACGGCACAGAAGCGACGGAAAUGCAGAGCGUCCAGCGCAACCCCUCGAGCGUGACGGACAUCGGCGUCAGCCUCGACGUGUUCCCGUAUGGCGGCGUGGUUACCGAAAGCGACAGCAGCGGCUACUCCAGCGGGGCGCGGGGCUCCGAGCUGGAUGCUAUCGCGCUGCCCACCAGGCCGAUCCAAGCCCUGACGGUGUUCUUUAGACUCCGGGUGACCAACAUGGCCUUCUCGACGGACCUUUUCAACAAGAGCUCCCCCGAAUACAAAGCGCUGGAGCAACGGUUUCUGCAACUGCUGGUCCCAUACUUGCAGUCCAACCUCAACAACUUCCAGAACUUGGAGAUCCUCAACUUCCGAAAUGGCAGUAUCGUGGUCAAUAGUCGGAUGAGAUUUGGCAAACCGGUUUCUCAAGGCGUUGCCAACGUCGUCUUCCUCAUCCUCGAGGACUUUGCCAACACCGCCUACCAGACCAUGAACCUGGCCAUUGAUAAGUACUCGCUGGAUGUCGAGUCAGGUGACAACGCGGACCCCUGCAAGUUCCAGGCAUGCAACGCCUUCUCGCAGUGUAUGGUCAAUCGCUGGUCCGGCGAGGCCGAGUGCGUUUGCGACGCGGGAUAUCUGAGCGUGGACGGCCUGCCUUGCCAAAGCGUCUGUGACGUGCAGGAAGACUUCUGCCUCAAUGACGGCAAAUGCGACAUCAUUGCCGGCAAGGGCGCCAUCUGCAGGUGCCGCGUAGGAGAGAACUGGUGGUACCGCGGCGAACACUGCGAGGAGUACGUCUCCGAGCCGCUGGUGGUCGGCAUUGCCAUCGCCUCGGUCGCGGGUUUCCUUGCGGUGGCGGCGGCAAUCAUCUUCUUCCUGGCCAGGACCCUGCGUGAGCAGUAUGACACAGAGGACAUGGAGGAUCCGCUGAGACGAGGCGACAGCGUGCCAACUCUGGAACGUGCCACCAAAUUUAACCCCAUGUUCGAGAGCGACCCCGUCACCACCCAGUACUACCGUCGCUAUGACGAUGACUGUCCCCAGUACAGCAGCCCCACCGCCACAUCGAAUGAGCUCAGUAGCGAAGAAGUCCGCCACGUCUACCAGAACAUGGCGCUCACCAAAGAAGAAAUCCAGGAGCGUCUGAGGAUCAUCGAGCUGUGCGCCAGGGAUCAACAUUUUGCAGACUUUGUGCGACAGACACAAGUAUACCUGGAACGCCGGGGCAGCUCCACCACAUAACGGGUUGCAAGCUUAAGAGGGUGGCCCCAAUGUUCCUUGUACCAAUCACCAUCAACCUGAUUCAUUUUAUUUUUGCAUUCUAGAAUCUCACAAUGAAGUAGACCAGGGGUGCUCAAUACGUCGACCGCGAUCGACCGGUCGCCCGCCGUCUGCUCCCAAGUCGAUCGGAGUUGGGGAAAUGGGAAGAAAAAAAAAAAAUUGUGUGUCUGUGUGCGUGUUUUUUUUCUGUUAGUGUACACUGUACACUUAACAUCCGAUCGGUUUCACUUUCACGAAGAAAAAGUAUUGGCAUCAUAAAAUAACAACAAAUAAAGCUAUGGUGACCUUUGACCUACGGUGGCACGUGAUCUCCAUCGCCGGAGGUUGUGAGCAGUCAGCCUACGAUAAGCGCAGUUGCGAUCGAUUUUUUUUUUCUUCUCAUUAUUAUUAUUCUCAUUCAAAGUUUGUCUCAUCUGCAAUUGACCGAUGGCACUGGCAAAGAAUGUGAAUCUGGAGCGCCAUGAGAAACGUUUUUUAAAAAACGGUACACGUACGGACGAUCGUUUCUGCACUUUUAACACGUGGCUCAAGUGCGCCUCGUGCCUCCGCGUCAGGUCUCCCGCUAAGGUAGACGGUGAUUUCCUUUUUCACAAACUCUUGGAUCGACUUGAUUUUUCUGUUUGGCUCAUGUCAGGGGCCAUGAUGGCUGUUGCUCAUCAUCGCAUGCGCGUGUGUAUGUGACCAUAUGCGUUGACGUGCGGUAGCGGGUCGAUCGCGGGAGUUGGGUUACUUGAAUAGUAGAUCUUUGGUGAAGAAAACAAAAAAAAAAAAAGUUGGGCACCCCUUGAAGUAGACUGCCGUUCAAGUUAGGUUAGCUAGCAUCUUUUUACGACAGACAGCUGCCUUUGUCUGCGACUGUGAAAGUGGUGACUUGGGCGGUCGUAGCUCCUGAUUGGACAGAGAAGUUGAUGAGUUUUUUUGUUUUGUUUUUUUUGCAAGUCAACUUUUGAGCAUUGACCCUUUCCACGAUCGUGUCUGAUCUUUUGGUUGUCAUUAUCUGCUUGUGUCCGUUUCUUGUUCCAUUUUGUCCUUCUGUAUCGAACUUCACUCCAAGGGCCUGAUUCACUGAAAUGUCAAGUAGCGAGCAUUAAAUUGCAUGUUCACUCACUCGAACAGAUAAAAGCGGUGGCCAUCGCCAUCUUUUAACUCAUUCAGUACCGGCCAAUUCUAGACCAAGUCUGAAAAGACGUUUAAAAACGUCUUUGGGAGUGAAUGGGUUAAAAGAGGGUUUGCACGUUAUGGAACUGUGACGCUUUUCACCAUGGAACAGUUGCUUCCACCGACGGUCAUUCCUCCGACGCGGCUCGCGCUCCCGCAAGAAAUGUAGCGAUUUUUGUCCUCUUUCCAGAAACCUUUACCUCUUUGUUCCUGGGUUGGUUCUUGGGGCCGGCAUGACACUUCCUCAGUGCCUUGGUCGCUCUGUUAGCUUGUGGACGCGAUGCAGCUUGGGGCCCUAGAAACAAACUCAUUUUGUGUUUCGAGCCGGAUCGCUUCACCUGUUCCUCUUGGCUCGGUUCGGUCAGCCGCCUGCACAGGGCAACCAUGCACCCUGCAUGUUUACAGCAGUCAUAGAUUAAGAGUAGCCUGGCGAUACAUUUGCUUUUUCUUUUUUUUUUUUUUUUAAACGACAGCCUGGUGUCGCGCUUACAAUUAACAUGCUACAUUAUGAUUUUAUAUAUUUCUGUAUAUUCAUGGUAAUUUAGCAAAGGAAGCUGAAGCUAUUGACUCACAUUUCUCAAGAUGGCAAAUUGUGCUGGUUUGUUUGUUUGGUUUUUUUUGUCUGUCACAUUAAAAAGAUUUCAAUGUUUAAUGUUUCUAAAUUCUGUUUGAAAUGACCACAUCCAACCUUUUUCUGGAACAAGGGUUCGUCAAGGCUUACUAAAUGUUGUUAUGGAUACUGACCUCACAAAAAUAUCUUUACGGUCAAAUUUGAGCAACCUAAAAGUCCUAACAAAGCCUCCCUGAAACAACAUUGCACGGCUACGUGUUGUCUCCCUUGCGUUCUUUCCUUGUGGGUUUAUUUGUCUAGACGUCUGUGCUUUGGACAAGAAGCAACCAAGCUGCUUUGCCGAAGAUUGUCUUGUGUUUUGUAUUGUGUUUUCUAUCGGUCCAAUCACAGACCAACAUGACUGUCAGGUGUGUUUGAGCCAGCAGCACCCUUUUCUAAAAUAAAAUGACAAUAUUUUUUACUGCG